UGACACUUUUAACCGAAUUAUUUUGACAAACUCAACGCGCGCAUCACUCUGCUCUUCAACGGCGGUGCGAAAACAUCGCCAAAUUGUAUUUAAUUGCACUUUUUUAGUAGUUUAAUAAGUUUAACCUCCUCGACAUCGACGCCAGCAGACUGGCAGCAGCGGCAGCAACAAAAACCGAAUACAGCCGAAGAGAAAGAGAGAGGAGACGAAUGAUUACUGUAGCUGUUGGUGUUGGCAAACGCUGUCAGGGUUUGUUUUGAUUUUUUAUAACAACCCAAACGCUGCCUAAAUGCUGCUAAAUGCAUCUUUAAUGAAUACGAAAAAUACUCAUUAAUUUUAAUGAAGUAAUUUGUGUAAUUUAACAUCAUUAUCACAUAAACAAAGUGCGGCAUUGCUAAAUUUUAGUGCUGGAAAACGUUUCAAAUUAAUUGAGUGCAAAAUGGAAUACGCUUUCGACGAAAAGUUGUUGGCGAAUAUAAAGUGCAGCGACGACGAAGAUGAAGAUGUGGAAAUGCAGGAGUCGGAGCAACUCCCUGAUGCGGAUGCCGCAUCGCCGAAAUGGAACGCCGAGGACUCGGAUCCCCUGCAGGUCUCAGCGGCUGUAGACCCUUUCCAAUGGCGCUUUGAGGAGAGCGAUGUACUGCUUACCGAGGAUCAGGCGGCCCCAAUGUCGCUGAAGCCUCAGGAGUCGGCACGAAUCAGCGUUAAACGAGGACGCGGUCGUCCCUCAACCAAAGGUUGCAACUUUAAAUCGGCCAGUGGACUGAGGUGGGCUUCGGAGAGGUCGGCAAAGCCAGCUGCGGUGGAGCUCCCUUUGCCGGGUCAAGUGGCGUUUGGCAAGGGACCCGCCGUCACCGUUGCCAAUGCCGUCGAAUCCUGGAUACUGAUGUUCGACGAUGAAAUGAUACGUUUCCUGCUGCGGCAUAUCAACGAAAAGUUUCGCAAACGAACUGCCCAAUCUCUGCACCAGCGUCAAAUAGAUGUAGUCGAGAUGCGCUCCUACCUCGGGCUGACGUACCUGUGUGGGGUCUUCAGAAACGGCCAAUUCAAUGGGCCACUGCAGGAGCUGUGGACCGUGGAGCUGGGCCAUUCCGUAUUUCGUGCCGCCAUGACGUUCCAACGAUUCGAGUACAUAUCGCAAGUUCUUAGCGAAGCCAACAGCUGGUCGGAGGCCAAGAAGCUCUGGCACAAGUUGAUAAUCAACUCCCGAACAUAUUACGGCUGCAGCGGCUGGCUGGCAGUCGAUGAUGUCCCCUGCCCCGUGGCCAAUGCGCGACUGGCGCUCUGCUGCGAUGCCAAGACCUUGUAUAUGGCCAAUGCCUCGGCCACCACCCAGCGGCAGUCCAUUAGCAAUGAAGUGGAAAAGCUGAUCUGCGACUACAAGACCACAGGGAGAAAUGUUACUCUGGGAUCCAGCUACUUCAGUCUAUCCGAAUGCCAGGAGCUAAUGGAAUCUCAGCUGAGCUCGAUAGGCCUGAUGGAGAAUACAGACGCAGACUGGCCCACAUUGUGGCCCACACCCGACACACCUGGGAGCAUCGUUUACAACAGAUCUGCCAAGCUAAUCCCACACGAAAACAAAGCCCUGCUGUGCUGUGGUCUCGGCUCGCAGGUGGAUCCGUUCCAGGCCUUUCAACUCACCCAUCAGACUUGCGACAUGUUCUAUGAACAGUCGCAGAGGUACAGCACCAAGUUCGCAACGCCCGCGUCCCUGGAGAAGAAGUCCAAUACAUUCCUCAACCUGUUGCAUCUCGUUCUCAACACAGCUGCCUUCAAUGCAUGGGUACUCCUGCGACUCUCACUCAAAGGCGAUGCCAAAAUGGAGCAGCGCGACUUUCAGCGGCAGCUGGGUCUCUUUCUCAGCCAGCAGCGCCUACAGAGGCGACUUCAGAGACGCUCCACAACGACCACGCUGGGAAUGCGCCUUCAGAUCUGCGAAAUACUGGGCCAAUCCUCCCAGCGACUGCUCAGCGAGGUGAACGUGGAGGCUAGGAAGUCACAAGGUGUGGGCGUAAUCAGUCUGGAGCAGGCCGCCCUGCCUAAGGGCGUGAGUCUGUCCAGUCGGUAUGGAGACAAGCACCGACGCUGCAAGCCCUGUUCCAAGGACAAGAGGGAGACAAAGGCGCGGACGCGUUGCCAGCAGUGUCAGGCGCAUCGUUGUGGCAACCAUCUGAUCUCGCGCUGCUACGAGUGCAUGGGAGUACAGGCGGUGCAGCUGCCGGAGGGAAACUUGCCCGAUGCCAGCGACAUUUGAACUCGACAUUAAAUAACGUUUAUUAAAGAGACGCUGCUGAUGCUACAUU
Molecule: messenger RNA, 2303 nt
Organism: Drosophila obscura
Lineage: Eukaryota; Metazoa; Arthropoda; Insecta; Diptera; Drosophilidae
Exons: 1
Coding region: 440-2254 (604 amino acids)
Source: RefSeq, a predicted model, not a curated record